Messenger RNA from Zingiber officinale, 1211 nucleotides. RefSeq names its product protein LEAD-SENSITIVE 1-like. The transcript has 4 exons. Lineage: Eukaryota; Viridiplantae; Streptophyta; Magnoliopsida; Zingiberales; Zingiberaceae. The coding region runs from base 323 to 1027 and encodes 234 amino acids. The record is from RefSeq and is a predicted model, not a curated record.
UGGGUUAAAGAGUUCCAUUUCGGGGCGGCAAAAGCGGCAUCUUUCCCGAUCGUCGAGUGUCGAUACCGAGGCGGAGAGAGGCGAUGGGGCUUCUCUCGAACAGUAUUUUGUUUUUGCUGAUGGAUCGCUUCCUUGGGGGCUUAUUAUGCCUCAAAAUUUAGGACCGGGAAGGAGAGUUUGAAGCCAGGAGAUCAUAUCUACUCGUGGCGGACUGCAUAUAUCUACGCCCACCACGGGCUGAAAUAUUUAUAAACUCCUGGAAUCUCAUUAAGCUGGAGCAAAUUGAGCCUCUGCUUUUAGCGGGUGUUCUUUGAAUCCAAGAAUGCACCAACCAUGUCCGAUGAGCAUAUAUGUGGGUGAUGAGAAGGUCAUCCACUUCACCAGAGGUCUCGGCCAAGAGGUGGGAACUGGAACUGUUCUAGAUGUUGUUCUCGCAAGUUCUGCGCCUAAACGAAACCUGACACCCUGCCCAAAGUGUGCCUAUCGAUCAUCGGAUUCCUGUGGAGUGAUCUCUUCUUGCCUGGACUGUUUCCUCGCUGGCGGAGUCCUCUAUCGUUUUGAGUACGGCGUCAAUCCUGCACUCUUUCUCGCUAAAGCUCGGGGCGGCACCUGCACCCUCGCGAAUUCUGAUCCAGACGAAAUGAUCAUCCACCGAGCUAACCACCUACUCAACAACGGCUUCAGAUGCUACAGCUUGUUCAAAAGCAACUGCGAGGACUUUGCCACCUAUUGCAAGACGGGUCUUCUUGUAGCCGAGCGAGGCGUCGUCGGACAAAGUGGACAGGCGAUAUCAGUAAUCGGCGGACCGCUUGCCGCUGUCCUCUCGACGCCAUUCCGUCUCAUCACGACUAACGUGUAUGGAAUGGCAGUGACCGCUGUCGGAGUCUACUGUGCUAGCCGGUAUGCUGCAGACAUCAGCAACCGCAUAGAUGUGGUAAGGAUUCCUGUCGAAGAACUCACAGCUGGGCUAGCAUCUGGAAGGGUUCAGGUGGUGGAGGGAAAUCAACUGGCUGCAGCAUCUCAUUGACCAAUAAGAAGGUUUCUGCUAACAACCAUUUUAGUUAUCAAGCAGUCCUUUGAGACAUCCCAUAAAAUUGCAACGAUAUGUUGUAUGAAUUUGCAGUAUCACAUAUUCAAGUUUGAUGUUAUGCUUCAACAAUCACACAUUUCUUGUAAUUAUAUUUUGCUAUCAAACAGUUCAAACUUACCAA